CGUGAAUAUUAAUAAUGGCGGUUAGCCUUCUCCUUGAACAUAGCCUCGAAACCAAUAUACCAAUUCAUCAUCCAAUCACUCUUCGGUUACGGGAAUCGCAGCCUGAUUCCUAGUCUUUGUAUUCGACUUCUUGCGCAAACUAAACGCCAUUUCCACUUGUUCAACGUCAUCAUGGGCAAGGCUCCGGGUCAUCUCAAGUAUGAUGUGCACCAGCAAUGGCCUACGCCUCAUGUGAAUAAAGCGCUUGAAUCAUGGGCCAGAGCUACCGAGCUGGUGAAGACUGGUUCGGUAAUCAUCGAUGGCGAGUCGCUUGACAUUGCGUCGGUAGUAGCUCUUGCAAGAUACGGUUGCGGAGUGUCUAUCAAACGUAGCGCAGAGAUCCAGGACCGAAUCAAUGCCAGCGUUGACACAUUGCAGGGAUAUCUUGCUAAUGGAUAUUUCCUCUAUGGUGUGAACACGGGCUUCGGUGGAAGUGCCGAUACACGAACCAAGGACCUCCUUGGCCUCCAGCGAGCUUUGAUGCAGCACACCCAGAGUGCCAUUCUCACGGCCCAAGACCGAUCGGAUUCUCAAAGCAGUCAUGAAUACCUCGAGUCCCAUAGCAUGCCCAGUGCGUGGACAAGAGCAACUAUGCUGCUCCGCUGCAAUACGAACAUCCGCGGCCAUUCGGCAAUGACAGCAAAUGUUGUCGACACCAUGAUUCGGUUACUGCAACAUGACAUCGUGCCCAUUGUUCCCCUUCGAGGUUCGAUCUCAGCCUCUGGCGAUCUGAUGCCGCUAUCGUACAUCUCAGGGGCUAUACAAGGAAACCCAGACGUAUACGUCCGAGUCGGUGGAAACCGGGGAUUCCACAAGACCAUGACGGCGGAACAGGCCCUUAGGGGAGCUUCAAUUGAGCCCGUUGUCUUGGGACCCAAGGAAGGUCUCUCUUUGAUCAACGGCACCGCAGCUGCUGCGGCCGUGGCUACUCUUGGCCUCUACGAAGCCAACCAACUUGCCGUUAUCUCUCAACUGUUGACGGCACUUUCUUCAGAGGCCCUGUAUGCUAAUAACGAGUGGGCACAUCCUUUCAUCGCCGCUGUCCGGCCGCACACCGGCCAGAUCGAGGCAGCCCAGAACAUCCGGAACUUCCUCUGGGGCUCGAAGUUGAUCUACGGCCUGGAACAGACCAAGGAUCGUUUCAAAUCCGGCUUGGCUCAGGAGAGAUACGCUCUGCGGAGUUCUCCCCAGUGGUUGUCUCCUCUCUUGGAAGAUCUGAUGAGCGCUGAGCGCCAGCUCACCGUCGAGAUUAACUCGACGACGGACAAUCCCGUCGUCAAUGUCAGUGACAACGACAUUCACUGCGGUGCAAACUUUCAAGCUGCUGCCGUCACUUCGGCCACGGAGAAGAUUCGCCUCGCACUGCAGAGUAUCGGAAAGAUGCUAUUCAGCCAGACGACUGAGAUGAUCAACCAUGACUUGAGCAAUGGCCUGCCGCCCAACCUGGCCGCCGACGACCCAAGUCUAUCAUUCUGCCUGAAGGGUAUCGACGUCAACACUGCGGCCUAUACUUCCGAGCUGGGUUUCUUGGCGAAUCCUGUUAGCAACCACGUCCAGUCGGCCGAGAUGCACAACCAGGCCAUCAACUCCCUCGGCCUGCUUUCCGCCCGCCAAACCAUGAACGCGGUCGAAGUUCUUUCGCUUAUUGUCGCCAACUGCCUGUACACGGGCUGUCAGGGCGUGGAUCUGCGUACCCUGCACAGGACAUUCCUGGCACAGGUGCAAGAGCCUGUGAGGAAGCUCGUCUCUGCCCUGGUCGACGACGACGAGGAGAAGGCCACGUCGCUGUUCAAAGCGCAGUGGAAUCUCUUUGAGGAAGCCUGGUAUGAUUAUUCUUACCUCGAUGCCGGUGAGCGUUGCGAUAAGGUAUCUGAGAGUCUGGCUACGGCCGCGCUCAGUUGCGCUCACCUCACAGGGGGGCUCGCCGUCGCGAAACUCGAGGAGGCCCGCCAAGCCCUCAGCUCCUUAGUAUUGGAGUCGUACGAGGCUCACCGCGAUGCCUUCUUCCAUAACCCGACCACGCCUGAUCACCUGGGUCAGGGCACCAGAGUGGCGUACUUGUUUGUGCGCGAGCGGCUUGGUGUUCCCUUGCACCGCGGUUUGGUUGAGCACCCGGUCGCCAAUGACCCCAGCGGCAACAUGAUAGAGGGCCGGCCUAAAAAGACAAUUGGGUCGUGGGUCUCUACCAUCUACGAGGCCGUCCGUGAUGGUUCCCUAUACGGUGAGAUGUUCCGCUUCUUGGAGACGGUUGGUCAGGAGAAGGAGAAUGGGAGCAACGGUGAUGUGCUGUCGAAACACCAUGGAGGUAAUGGGGUCGUACCAGUGAAACAGAACGGGAACCAUGGUCCUAAUGGAACAAACGGGACUAAUGGAACAAAUGGGACUAAUGGAACCAACGGUGCCAACGGAACCAAUGGAUUUCACGGUUCCCAUUAAACAGGUGGAACGAAUAGUACCACUACGCAUGAUGCACUAGUUAGUUUGAGCGGCAGUAUUGAACACAGUGGGUUACCCCAGUGAA
Messenger RNA from Ilyonectria robusta, 2560 nucleotides. RefSeq names its product phenylalanine ammonia-lyase. The transcript has 3 exons. Gene Ontology annotation, biological process: L-phenylalanine catabolic process. Bases 172 to 2475 code for a protein of 767 amino acids. The record is from RefSeq and is a predicted model, not a curated record. NCBI's taxonomy places the organism in Eukaryota, Fungi, Ascomycota, Sordariomycetes, Hypocreales, Nectriaceae. Gene Ontology annotation, molecular function: ammonia-lyase activity. Gene Ontology annotation, cellular component: cytoplasm.